AACACACGCGACACGCGUUUAUCGUUUUCAUCGAAACUUGCUUCAAGAACACCAUCAACAACGGCGGCGAUCGGCGUUGGGGUGCAGCCCGUGUUAUCAGCCGGCUAUCAUAGCACGGUGCCACCCCAGAACGGGGGUGGUGGUUCGACAUUUAGUGCCGCGGCGAUGGUGGCAGCUGCCACCGCUACGGCCACCGCCACUGCCAGCGUGGUGGCCAUGCAGGACCGCCAAGACAUCCCUUCCCAAUUUAAUCAGAUGCAGAGCCAACAUGGAAUACCCCACCAAACGUACAACGCAGGGUACGCCCAAAGAGGACCAAUGGCCGGAAUGGGGCCAGUCGGGAUGAGCAACUUCAAUAGCAUGGGCACGAUGAGCCCAAUGCAUUCUAUGAAUUCCAUGAAUUCGAUGAACAGUAUGAAUGGCAUGAACUCGAUGAAUCCUAUGUCGAUGGGAGGUAUGAACGGUAUGAAUGGUAUCAACGGAAUGACCCCCAUGAGCUCCAUGAGUAACAUGGGUAAUAUGGGCAUGAACAAUAUGAUGGGACCUAAUAACAUGCAAAUGAACAAGAUGAGCAUGCAGGCUCAACCUCAUCAAGGCUAUCCAAGGAGAUUAGCGCCUUAUCCAAACCCCGCAAUGCACAUGGCGCAAAAGAGGCAACAGGGCCCAUACGCCGGGCCCAACCCGGCUGCGAUGCAGCCAGCCUUCAACGGUAUGUCGACGACGCAAUAUCCGACCAGUUACCCUGCUGCAGCGAGGCCGAAUUUCCAACCUCAGUACCAGCCUAUGCAGACUAUGAAUCCAUCGGCUGCUGGAUUUGGGCCUAACUCCAUGAUACGUAGUAGUAACAUGAGGCAAACUGCACCUUCAUACAACACCGCCAAUCAGGCGGCAAGCAAUCAAUAUUACGGUAGCAAUGGUAUACCGGUUAGUAUGGGACCUACGACGGUUGGAAAUCAGUUCGUUGGCCACCAACCAAACUCAGGGUACGCCGGUAGUGCAUCCUCGUAUGGUGCAACCGGUGCUACAACCAGUCAAUACCAACAAGAUGUUGCAUCGAUGAGAACGACGGGUGCGGGAAGUCUGAAUUACCAACACAGUCCUAUCCCCGGUAAUCCGACUCCACCGUUAACACCGGCCACUAGUAUGCCUCCUUAUAUCAGUCCAAACCCGGAUAUCAAGCCUAAUUUCAACGAAAUGAAGUCACCGGUUAACAUUCAGAAGGAUGAUGAGUUAAGAUUGACAUUCCCCGUGAGGGAUGGCAUUAUUCUUCCACCCUUUCGCUUAGAACAUAAUCUGGCUGUAAGCAAUCAUGUUUUCCAACUGAAGUCUACGGUGCAUCAGACGUUGAUGUGGCGGUCCGAUCUAGAACUGCAACUCAAAUGUUUCCACCAUGAGGAUAGGCAAAUGAACACAAAUUGGCCGGCGAGCGUACAAGUCUCUGUAAACGCUACGCCAUUGGUUAUUGAUCGUGGUGAGAAUAAAACGUCUCACAAACCCUUAUACCUGAAGGACGUUUGUCAACCUGGGAGAAACACGAUACAAAUUACCGUAUCAGCAUGUUGUUGUUCCCAUUUGUUCGUGCUUCAAUUAGUUCAUCGACCAAGUGUGAGAAGCGUACUUCAUGGAUUGUUACGUAAAAGGCUACUUACGGCGGAACAUUGUAUUACUAAAAUUAAACGGAAUUUCAAUAAUACUAUUUCAAAUAAUGGUAUACAGUCGGAGAAAGAUGUCGUAGAACAAACAGCACUUAAGGUAUCCUUAAAAUGUCCUAUUACUUUUAAACGUAUUACACUGCCAGCUAGAGGACACGACUGUAAACAUAUUCAGUGCUUCGAUUUAGAAUCAUAUUUACAGCUAAAUUGUGAACGAGGAUCCUGGCGAUGUCCUGUAUGCACAAAACCUGCACAAUUGGAAGGUUUAGAGGUUGAUCAGUACAUGUGGGGCAUUUUGAAUACUUUAAACACUGCGGAAGUGGAGGAAGUUACGAUAGAUUCGAUGGCAAAUUGGAAACCGGCGAAGAAUUUGACUGGUAUAAAAUCUGAAGAAGAAAGCGAUUGCAAGAGAAUGACAAAAGCAAUGUCACCUGGAAGUAUGAAUAUGCCUACUAUGAAUAAUUGGGAUAUGAAUCAAGCAAUGAGUCCGUAUAUACCGCCUGAUAUGAGUAGCAUCGUUAGCGGCUCUAUGAUGAAUAAUACACCAACUACGUACGGAAACAAUAAUAUCAAUCAUCGGAACUCGUCGGGAGGAUCUUUUGAUAUUAACUCCGGAACGAAUGCGAAUACCAAUAAUGAUUACACUAAUGGAGCAGGUCCUCUUUCGCACUUAAACGAAUCAGUGAAUUCUUUAGAUCCUCUUAAUGCUAUGGAGAAAUCACUUAAUGAUCAAAUGCCCCAUACACCGCAUACACCUCAUACUCCUCAUACACCACAUACACCAGGUGGUGGAAAUAGUGGUCCACCAAGUGUUCCUCCUGCAUCCCAGGAAUCCACUGGAAACCUCAACACAUCUGGUAAUACGAAUACAAACAUAAACAACGAUACUGCAGAUAUACCGUCAGAUUUAAAUUUUGAUCCAGCUGCAGUGAUAGAUGGUGAGGGUACAGGUCAAGAAGCGUUGAAUCUCUUGCCGGAUAAUGUUGUGGAUCCAAUGGAAUUACUUUCAUAUUUAGAUCCACCAGAUUUGAAUACCCCUCCCAGCAGCGGCGCUAGCAGUGGUAACCCCUCAUCGAGCGAUGACAUACUAGCACUUUUUGAAUAAAACAUAACGGGCAUCUCGUAAGAGAAAUAAUCAAAUUGCGACCCUGACGUUAAGAAAGAAAACGAUAUCGGCAGGUUUGCAUCUUACUACAAAUAUAUUUCUAAUUAAAUGAAAAUAUUUGUAGUGAGCGAUUUCAAAAACGUAUUGGGGUCACUGUUGGGUGCUCUCACCUAAUUCAAUGGUACAAAAAAUCUUAGCUCUAAUUGUAAUAUUCCUAUCGACAAAGUUAGGGCAUAUUAUUAGAUUUAAAGACUAUGACUUUUAAUAAAUAGGUAAAAGCACCACGUAGUGCUUAUUUGUAAAGAUGUUAUUGCACGGAUUAUGUUUAGUCCUUUGACGUUGGAAAUGUUUAUUUCCAAUAGAAAUGCGUUAUAUAACAUUGUGCCGGGCAUAUGUUCCAGAACUGAUCACCGCAAAUGUACCACAAUUAUAUUAAUUGUGUUCAAAAACAAUGGUAAUCGAAUUUUUUAAUACAGAAUGUAGAGUAAUGUUUUGCACAGAAAGGUUUUACAUAUAGAUUAAUAUUAUGGAAAAAUGUUCGUUUGAUAUGGUAAAUGUGCAA
Eufriesea mexicana is the source of this 3319-nucleotide messenger RNA. It is a transcript of the gene tna, whose product is annotated as Zinc finger MIZ domain-containing protein tonalli. Gene Ontology annotation, biological process: protein sumoylation; regulation of transcription by RNA polymerase II. The coding region runs from base 166 to 2757 and encodes 863 amino acids. The record is from RefSeq and is a predicted model, not a curated record. Gene Ontology annotation, cellular component: chromatin. Gene Ontology annotation, molecular function: zinc ion binding; SUMO ligase activity. The transcript is spliced from 9 exons. Lineage: Eukaryota; Metazoa; Arthropoda; Insecta; Hymenoptera; Apidae.